GCCUCCUGAGUAGCUAAUAUUACAGGUGUGAGCCACCAGUGCUCUGGGUGGGGCUGGGACUUGUUUAUGCUUCUGCCUGAGCCAGGCAGAUCUGGUAAAGUCACAGAGGAGCACUAAUAAGCCUCCAGGAAGUCUUCUCCUGGAGACCUUUUGGUCCUGGCAGUCCUGACCCCCUAGGCAUGACUUCUGCCCUUCACCCUGGGCCUGCCUCAGCAGCUCUACCAAGCCAGGCCCUGUCACCUAAGCCCAAGCAGGGCUGAUGGCUGUGUGAAGCUAUUUUUAAGUUCAGUCGUGUGUACCUCCCCACCCCCAGCAGCUCUGCUACUGGCCACCUGCCACUGCCUGUCCCUCCUGGAAUGCUGACUGGCAGUUACGUGGAAUGGGGGCUGGGAAGACUGUUAUAAAGCUGGAGUGCUAGGGAGGCAGCUGUCCCCAUCCGGAGCCCCUGUGUCCCCUUACACCAUGGCCGCACACCGCCUAGUAAUGGUCCGUCACGGUGAGAGCACGUGGAACCAAGAGAACCGAUUUUGUGGUUGGUUCGAUGCAGAGCUGAGUGAAAAGGGGGCUGAGGAGGCCAAGCGGGGAGCCCAGGCCAUCAAGGAUGCCAAGAUGGAGUUUGACAUCUGCUACACAUCGGUGCUGAAACGGGCCAUCCGUACCCUCUGGACUAUCCUGGAUGGCACGGACCAAAUGUGGCUGCCUGUGGUGCGCACCUGGCGCCUUAAUGAACGGCACUAUGGGGGCCUCACAGGCCUCAACAAGGCUGAGACAGCAGCCAAACAUGGGGAGGAGCAGGUGAAGAUCUGGAGGCGCUCCUUUGACAUCCCACCACCGCCAAUGGAUGAGAAGCACCCUUACUACACCACCAUCAGCAAGGAGCGCCGCUAUGCAGGCCUGAAGCCUGGAGAGCUGCCUACCUGCGAGAGCCUGAAGGACACCAUCGCCCGGGCCCUGCCCUUCUGGAAUGAGGAAAUUGCACCCCAGAUCAAGGCUGGCAAACGAGUGCUCAUUGCAGCCCAUGGGAAUAGCCUGCGAGGCAUCGUCAAACACCUGGAAGGGAUGUCAGACCAAGCCAUCAUGGAGCUGAACCUGCCUACAGGAAUCCCCAUUGUGUAUGAGCUGGACCAGGCACUGAAGCCCACCAAACCCAUGCGGUUCCUGGGCGACGAAGAGACUGUGCGGAAGGCUAUGGAGGCCGUGGCUGCCCAGGGCAAGGCUAAAUAAGGGGAACAUAAGCAAUAAAAGCACCUCUGCACGCUGCCUUCAGUUGAGCAUGUCUUGCUUAUCCCACUGGCUUUGGGAACCCCAAGCAGGCCUGCAGCUGCCCCCAAUCCCUGUCAACAGCUGACACCAGCCCAGUGUCAACCGCUGACAAGUAGAGGCAGGUGCCAGGGCUGUUUAGCCCUAUACUGUGAACAAGCCUCUGAGGCAACCCUAACUAAAGCUUUAAAGCCAUUUGGUAGCUAUAUUCUCAGCCCACAAUACUCUGGGAACAACCUAAGUGACCAAACCCUGCCACAAGAAGUGAGACCCAUGGACAGGACAGGGCUGUAGUGCUUCCUCACCUGCUGCCUUCAAAGAAUGGAUGCUUCUCUACCAUAGUUGUUACUCUGAGCCCGACGUCAUUGGUGGGGACAAGUAACAUGAAGCCUCAGGCCCACAACAGGGCAGACUCCAUAAGGCCUCUAGUCUUAACAGUGAACAGGGGAGAAGCCUAAGGGAUAGGCAGGAUAUAGGAGGGACUGGGUUGGGGCAUGGCCUGGGGCCAGCAACUUGUCACCUUGACCUGAAGUUGGGAAUCGAAUCCACCUGGCAUUUCCCAGGCUGAAGAGGGAUAUUUUCCCAGAAGGCCAGUGUGGCUACCUUUG
Messenger RNA from Dipodomys spectabilis (banner-tailed kangaroo rat), 1868 nucleotides. It is a transcript of the gene Pgam2, whose product is annotated as phosphoglycerate mutase 2. Lineage: Eukaryota; Metazoa; Chordata; Mammalia; Rodentia; Heteromyidae. The record is from RefSeq and is a predicted model, not a curated record. The coding region runs from base 463 to 1224 and encodes 253 amino acids. Gene Ontology annotation, molecular function: intramolecular phosphotransferase activity. The transcript is spliced from 3 exons. Gene Ontology annotation, biological process: glycolytic process.